AUGGCCGAGAAUCUAUCAGAUAAAGACCUUCUACCAACAGAUGACGUUUACUCUGCCUACAAGGCUUGGGCAGAGGGUGGUUGGGGGCUGAUCAUCACAGGUAGCUUCACCGUUCUGCAGACCCCGGCUGGAGCAGGCAGAAGGGGUUUCUUUGAGAAGGCUCUAGCCCCCAGCGCAAUACCCUUGCGUCUCGGCAAAGGUAUAUUCGCUGCCGUGGUUUCUAAGCUACUUUUCGGCACGCCAAGGGCCAUGUCAGUCGAGGAGAUCCUUUAUGUGCGAAACCGUUUCGUGGAAACAGCAGUACUUGCAUCCGAGGCUGGGUUCGAUGGAAUCGAGCUUUAUGGAGCUCACGGUUAUUUUCUUUCCCAGUUCCUAACUGCUAAGACUAAUCAUCGAGUCGAUGAGUAUGGAGGAACACCCAAGGCUCGUGCUAAGAUUGUCGUUGAUAUUAUCGAGGAUAUCCGCAAUGCUGUGCCAAAAGGCUUCACAGUUGGUAUCAAGUUUAACUCUGCCGGUCAUCAGUCAUCCAUUGCCUUGGAAGAGUGUCUUGAACAGCUUCGACUGAUUACUGAUGCUGGAAUCGAUUUCCUGGAAAUCAGUGGUGGUAGUUAUGAGGAGCCAAUCGGAAUUGUAGACCCCGAUAAAGCCACCGGGGUGAAGAGAGAAGGCACCGCGGCCAGAGAAGCAUUCUUUCUCGACUUCGCAGAAGCGAUCCGGAAGGAGUUCCCAGAUCUACCGCUGCUCGUCACGGGUGGAUUCCGUAGUCGAAAGGUGAUCGAGGAUGCUCUACUAAGCAAAGCCCUGGACAUUGUUGGACUGGCGCGACCAGCAGUGUUGGAUGCUUCUGCCCCCUCGAGCACGCUACUGAACAUGAGUAAAGGGGAUGAUGAGGCACGAGCCAUUGCAAUUUCCAUUCCGACCCAUUGGUUGUUAAAGAAGAUUGGCAACUAUAUCAUUGGAGCUGGCUAUGAAACCGUUUAUCGCCUUGUUCCUUACGUAGUCGUUGAAACUGACCACAAGUUCUAG
Fusarium tjaetaba is the source of this 1026-nucleotide messenger RNA. Its product is annotated as NADH:flavin oxidoreductase NADH oxidase. Lineage: Eukaryota; Fungi; Ascomycota; Sordariomycetes; Hypocreales; Nectriaceae. The coding region runs from base 1 to 1026 and encodes 341 amino acids. Gene Ontology annotation, molecular function: FMN binding; oxidoreductase activity. The transcript has 3 exons. The record is from RefSeq and is a predicted model, not a curated record.